AUGGGCAGAAAAAGAUGGCCAAGACACACUUUAAGCAGAGCGGAUGCUGCAGGAAAGAUUACCACAGCUUCCAAUUCAUGGACUGUUUCUCCAUCUGUCUAUACGCAAUCAUAUCAGUCACACACAACCAUCAAAUCAGCUACUCCUUUACUUGACAUCACCAGCAAACCAAAAGAAAGUGUUUCGACAGAUUUGGCUAUCCAGACUGAUCCUACAACGCAGGAAGCACUGGAAAAUUCAUCUUUAUCAGAAUUCAAUACUGAAUCAGUCAAUAACCUUUUGCUUUCUAAAACAUCGUUUAAAAAGCGACACAACACAUUUCAUAUAUCUUCCCUCCCCAAGCAUACCGAAAUGAAUACAAAACUACCACCAACAGUUAUCUUUGAAAAUAAGACUACAUUAGCCACCGAAAGCAACUCGGAAAAUAUCUGUAAACUUGUAGAUGCAUCCGUUCAAGUUGAUCCGUUUUUGAUCGAUCUGGCUGAUCAGACUAUAACGACAGAAACUCUCUCGGACUUGGUUGAUUUAAAGCGACCCUAUUAUGAUUCUUAUAUAUACAUGUACAUUGAUCGUCUUCGAGAAAUAAAUGAAGCGCUCUGGCAGGCAGUGUCUUGCUCAAUCUGUCUUGAACUCUACUCGGCUCCAUACACGCUACAAUGCGGCCAUUCGUACUGCUUCCACUGUUUGCAAAAGUGGUGUAAGCAGCAACCAGAAACGAGUAAAAUCAAAUGUCCAGCGUGUCGAACGUUAUUGAAUUUAAAGCCUCAUCCAAAUAGUAUUGUUCAGGAAUUGGUGGAUGUCGUUAUUGAUCGCCUUCCAUUAUCAGAGCGCGAGAUACAGAAAGAGCGCAUUGAAUCUUUGAGGAAAUCGAGCAAACUUGUAGACACUCCAUGGGAAAGUCUUUGUGCUCCGUCAACAGUGAUGGAUUUUGACGAUCUAGUUCCACGCUGUAGUGUCUGCACCUGGGAGGUUGUUGAUGGUACAUGCGUGAGAUGCGGAAUAGCCUAUUAUCUUUCAAACGAUGAGCUUAGUCAGGAUCAAGACAGCUACAAUGAAGGCGUGAAUUCUAUUGAUAGAAAUCGUAUGAAUGCUCGUGGUAGUGACAGUGACAGCUCAGACCCAAUACAUGUGAAUUCCAGAGGUUUGAACUUUUCAUCUGAUCAGCUCUCCGUAUCUCAUUCUAGCGACUCGGAGGUUUCCAGCUAUGAUGAUGGAGAAGGGUUUGUAGUCGACGAUGACGAUAUGGGCAGCGUGCAGGAUUGUUUUGAUAGCGAUGUAGAAUCUUCCCAAAGCGACGAUGACAAGGCCAGUGUACAAGACACGUCCAUGUAUGAUCAAGAUGAGCCAUUACAAAUAGACUAUACUAUAUCUCAAAGGACUCGAAGGUUGACAAGAAUUGUUGAUACAGACGAGUCUGAUGAAGAUUGA
Batrachochytrium dendrobatidis JAM81 is the source of this 1428-nucleotide messenger RNA. RefSeq lists its product as uncharacterized. Lineage: Eukaryota; Fungi; Chytridiomycota; Chytridiomycetes; Rhizophydiales. Gene Ontology annotation, molecular function: ubiquitin protein ligase activity. Gene Ontology annotation, biological process: protein ubiquitination. The record is from RefSeq and is a predicted model, not a curated record. The coding region runs from base 1 to 1428 and encodes 475 amino acids. The transcript is spliced from 3 exons.